GCAUCAAACCUUGCUCAACUUCACACAUUACAGAGAAGAAGCAGAAGAAGAACAAGAAAACGAAGAAGAAGAAGAAAACAAGAAGAAUUAGAAUCCGACAUGGAGUGCGUAUUCGGAUUGGUCGGAAAUGGGUUCGCGAUCGUGGUGGCGGAUUCAUCGGCGGUGCACAGCAUCCUCGUUCACAAGUCCAACGAAGACAAGAUCAUGGUCCUCGAUUCCCACAAACUCAUCGCCGCUAGCGGUGAACCCGGAGACAGGGUUCAAUUCACAGAGUACAUUCAGAAGAAUGUCGCCUUGUAUCAGUUCCGUAACGGCAUCCCUCUCACCACCGCCGCCGCUGCCAAUUUCACACGUGGAGAACUUGCCACCGCUCUACGCAAGGUAUCUUCCAAACCCUAUGCUCACGAAUCAUUACAGAGAAGAAGCAGAAGAAGAACAAGAAAACGAAGAAGAAGAAGAAAACAAGAAGAAUUAGAAUCCGACAUGGAGUGCGUAUUCGGAUUGGUCGGAAAUGGGUUCGCGAUCGUGGUGGCGGAUUCAUCGGCGGUGCACAGCAUCCUCGUUCACAAGUCCAACGAAGACAAGAUCAUGGUCCUCGAUUCCCACAAACUCAUCGCCGCUAGCGGUGAACCCGGAGACAGGGUUCAAUUCACAGAGUACAUUCAGAAGAAUGUCGCCUUGUAUCAGUUCCGUAACGGCAUCCCUCUCACCACCGCCGCCGCUGCCAAUUUCACACGUGGAGAACUUGCCACCGCUCUACGCAAGAACCCCUACUCCGUGAACAUCCUUCUUGCUGGUUAUGACAAAGAGACUGGUCCUGAACUGUACUACAUUGACUACAUUGCAACCCUUCACAAGCUUGAAAAGGGGGCUUUUGGUUAUGGCUCCUAUUUUUCGCUCUCAAUGAUGGACAGACACUACCAUAGUGGAAUGUCAGUUGAAGAGGCAAUUGAUCUCGUUGAUAAGUGCAUUAUGGAGAUCAGAUCCAGGCUGGUUGUUGCGCCACCCAACUUUGUUAUUAAAAUUGUUGACAAGGAUGGUGCAAGGGAGUAUGCGUGGCGUGAAUCAGUCAAGGACACUCCUGUUCCUUCCGCUUGAGUAACCGUCCCUAAUUCUCAUCGGACUUUAUUCCAUCUGCCUAUGUUUUUAUCCUUUUUACAAUUUUUUUUACUGGUCUUGUAAUGUCUCUGAAAAUCAUGGUCUAUAGAUGAUGCACUUAAGUAAGACAGUUUAUCAUUUGAAUUAAUAUGAACGAUGAAUAGUUCUCUGCCAGAAAUGAAUUUAUUGUGAGGUAGGCUUGAUUUUUA
Molecule: messenger RNA, 1307 nt
Organism: Vigna umbellata (rice bean)
Lineage: Eukaryota; Viridiplantae; Streptophyta; Magnoliopsida; Fabales; Fabaceae
Source: RefSeq, a predicted model, not a curated record